Penicillium lagena is the source of this 1044-nucleotide messenger RNA. RefSeq lists its product as uncharacterized. The coding region runs from base 1 to 1044 and encodes 347 amino acids. The transcript has a single exon. Lineage: Eukaryota; Fungi; Ascomycota; Eurotiomycetes; Eurotiales; Aspergillaceae. The record is from RefSeq and is a predicted model, not a curated record.
AUGACCGUUGUCAACAACGCUGCUACCAAUGGCUGCGCUUCAAAACCUCCCCGGCGACUUCUUCUCAUCAGCGUUCCACGCACCGCCUCUAAUUUACUGGUGAAGGUGUUGAACAUCCACAACCGCUCAAAUGUUCUCACUACCGAAAAGGGCGGCUACUUCUUCUAUAAUGCUUUCCUUUCCGCUGUGCAUUUGAGCAAGCCGCGCGAUCAGUGGACUGACGACGAGACGAAAAAGGUGCAGGUUGCCUUCCAGGAAGCCGUGGACAGUUUGGAGGAAUACUCGACACGAGCGCAGGACGAAAACAAGAUGAUGUUUGCCAAAGAACACGCCUUCUGGAUCUUCAAUCCCGCCUCCUUCGAGAAAAUGCUGCGAGGCACCACGAAUACGGAACACUUUAAUGAUUUUGCUAUUAAAGUGCCUGAGAGCUACGGAUCCACGCAGACCUUCUCUUCGAAGAACGAGACCGUCCUGCCGGAUGAGUAUUUGCGCUCCUGGCAGAUGGCAUUCGUUAUCCGCCACCCAGCGUUGGCGUGGCCGUCGCUGUACCGGGCCAUGACCAAAAUGUCCUCCGUCGGUUUUAUUGACGAAGAUGCUAUUAGAGGAGCUACUGCAACCAGCCUGUCGCUGCGCUGGACACGGAUGCUAUACGAAUGGUGCUUGGAACAGCCGGAUGUGCCGACCGAGCCACCGGUGCUGGACGCCUACGACGUGAUCCACAACCCCGGGGCCGUGCAAAAUUUCUGUGAGCGUGUGGGCCUGGACCCGAGUGAAGUGCAGUACGAGUGGGAUGACAAGGCUGCCGAAGCCGCGCUCACCAAAUUGGAUGAACGCGAGCGUGCUGCGCAGUCCAUCAUGCUCUCUACGCUGCAUGCAUCGAAGGGUGUUGUCAAGGACAAAACGCCUGCGAAUAUUGAUAUCGCCGUUGAAGCCGAAAAGUGGAAGGCUGAGUUUGGAGAGGAGGUUGCCCAGAUUAUUGAGAAAGCCGUUUGGGACUCAAUGCCGGAUUACGAGUAUCUCAAGGCUCGUCGAGUCACGGUCUAA